This is a messenger RNA of Populus trichocarpa (black cottonwood), 1860 nucleotides long. Its product is annotated as high affinity nitrate transporter 2.7. Gene Ontology annotation, biological process: transmembrane transport. The transcript has 2 exons. NCBI's taxonomy places the organism in Eukaryota, Viridiplantae, Streptophyta, Magnoliopsida, Malpighiales, Salicaceae. Gene Ontology annotation, molecular function: nitrate transmembrane transporter activity. The coding region runs from base 255 to 1670 and encodes 471 amino acids. The record is from RefSeq and is a predicted model, not a curated record.
AAGCAACAAGAGAGCUUUUGAGUAAAAUUAAGAGAACACGAGGGGCACAAAAUUAACGUCAGACAGACUACUGUUUAGGAGAAGAGAAACGCUUGAAGAAGGGCCUCUCGCUGGCAAAAUUGGCAAAUUGAAAACCUCCUUCAAUUAAUAAAAGGGCUGCCAAGUUAUGACUUUAAUUUCUAAAGCUAACUAGAUAUUCCUCCUCCUCGUAUAUGUAAAUUCUGUAUCCUGGCCAAUUGGGAUCGAUCUCCAAUAUGGAACCUCAAUCUCUGAAACUACAGUCUCCCUUCUCUUUACCGGUGGAUUCUGACAAUAAAGCUACUGAAUUCCGUCCACUCCAAAUAUCAUCCCCCCACAUGCGUGCCUUUCACCUCGCAUGGCUCUCUCUGUUUUCUUGCUUCUUCUCCACCUUCUCCAUCCCUCCACUUUUGCCCAUCAUCCGUGAUGACCUCAAACUCACUGAAACUGAUAUUGGCAACGCUGGCAUCGCCUCCUUUGUCGGUUCCAUAUUUUCACGCCUUGCCAUGGGACCUGCCUGCGACCUGAUGGGACCACGUCUUGCCUCCGCCACGCUCUCUCUCGCCACAGCCCCUAUUAUCAUGUCUGCUUCUUUAGUCACAUCUCCUACCUGUUUUAUUCUCAUUCGCUUCGGAGUAGGAUUUUCUUUAGCCAACUUCGUAGCCAGCCAGUUUUGGAUGACCUCCAUGUUCUCGCCAAGUGUUGUUGGGCUUGCCAAUGGAGUCUCCGCUGGUUGGGCUAACAUGGGAGCCGGCGUGGCACAACUAGUCAUGCCACAAAUAUACUAUCUCCUUAUCUCCCUGCUGGACCUACCUUUAUCCACUGCUUGGCGUGUCUCAUUUCUAAUCCCUGGACUCUUUCAAGCUGUAACAGCUAUAAUGGUAUUGGCUUAUGGCCAAGACCUUCCUUCAGGAAGCUACAAAGAUUUCAGGAAGGCAAUCAAAACGCCAAAAGAUAACUUCUCAGAAAUGCUUUAUAACGGGUUAACAAAUUACAGGGGAUGGAUUCUAGCUUUAACAUACGGCUACUGCUUUGGUUCAGAAUUGACAACUGAUAAUAUUAUUGCACACUACUUUUACGAUAGGUUUGGAGUGAAUCUUCAGGUUGCAGGGAUGAUCGCUGCGAGUGUUGGACUGGCGAAUUUGUUCUCAAGGCCAAUGGGUGGGGCGUUGUCCGAUAAGAUGGGGAGGAGUUUUGGGAUGAGAGGAAGACUUUGGGGCCUGUGGUUGGUGCAGACAGUGGCUGGCUUGCUAUGCGUGCUGCUUGGAAGAGUCACCUCGCUGUGGGGUUCCAUAGCUGUCCUCUGUAUUUUCUCUGUGUUUGUCCAAGCUGCUUCUGGGCUUACGUUCGGGGUUGUCCCUUUCGUUUCCAAAAGGUCGCUGGGAGUGAUAGCAGGGAUGACAGGAAGCGGGGGGACAGUAGGAGCAGUGGUGACGCAGAUGUUAUUGUUCUCGGGCUCCAGAUUCUCAAUGCAGACAAGCAUUUCUCUGAUGGGCAUCAUGAUGAUCAUCUGCACGCUCCCAGUCACCCUCAUCUACUUCCCUCGAUGGGGUGGCAUGUUUUUCGGUCCUUCCUGCAACACAAGCUCGUCUAGCCCUGAAGAAGAUUACCAUCUGCUUCACUCGGGAUCCGAUAAAAAAGAGAGUCUAUAAAAUGAGAAUAUAUACAUGUUAACUGAAACAUCAUGUAAAAAGUAUGUCCAUUGUGGUAAGAUUAAAGUAUUGUACAAUAUAUAUAUAUAUAUAUAUAUACAUAAGAUCUGAUAUUGUGAAUCAAUAGAGUGACUCCUGUGAGAGUCACAAGUAUAGGAUGAUCUCUUCCUAAAAGUUUCAUUAAAGUUUA